GCAGAAACGUCCAAACCAAGAAUCCAUCAUCCAUCGGCAAACCAAAAUAAGCUCCAUCCCACCCAUCCACCACCACCACUCACUCCCCUUCCCUUGAUCCCCAGUCCCCUCAUACCCUCCCCUCCCUCCCCUCCUCCUCCUCCUCCUCCUCCACCCUCAAAUCCUCUUUCGUCCUCCGCCGCCAUGCCCUCGCCCUCCGCCCCUCCUUCCUCCCAUCCCCCCACCGCCGCCCCGUGACCCCCAUCCGAGCCCUCUCCUCCCCUUCCCCCUCCCCGGCCACCGCCCUCACCCAGGACGACCUCAAGAAGCUCGCCGCCGUGAAGGCCGUCGACUACGUCACCAGUGGCAUGGUCCUCGGCCUCGGCACCGGCUCCACCGCCGCCUUCGUCGUUUCCGAGAUCGGGGCGCUCCUUGCCUCCGGCAAACUCACUGACAUCGUCGGCGUCCCCACCUCCAAGCGCACCUUCGAGCAGGCUAAGUCCCUCGGGAUCCCCCUCUCCACCCUUGACGAUCACCCCCGCCUUAACCUUGCCAUUGAUGGCGCUGAUGAGGUGGACCCAGAUCUUAACCUCGUGAAAGGACGUGGAGGGGCUCUUCUUAGGGAGAAGAUGGUCGAAGCUGCAUCGGAUAAAUUCGUUGUGGUUGUGGAUGAGACGAAACUCGUCACUGGUUUGGGUGGGAGUGGGCUGGCAAUGCCUGUGGAAGUUGUGCAGUUCUGCUGGAAGUAUAACCAGACAAGGCUGCAAGAAUUAUUUAAAGAAGAAGGAUGUGAGGCCAAGCUAAGAUUGGAUGCUGAUGGAAAGCCUUAUAUUACUGACAAUUCAAACUACAUUGUGGAUUUGUACUUCAAAACACCGAUUAAGGAUGCACCAGCUGCAGGAAAGGAGAUCUCAACCUUGGAAGGGGUUGUAGAGCAUGGGUUGUUUUUGGACAUGACAAGUGCAGUUAUUAUUGCAGGAAAAGAUGGUGUAAGCAUAAAGUCCAAAUGAAUUUAUCAAGAGAUAUGUGGGUUGAAUUUGGUUUCCUUCAAGUGAGUAAAGAAAUGAUGGGAGAAUCGUUAUGUUCAAAGUGAACCCAUUGUUAGUUUUGGAUGCUAUCAUGUAAUUUGCUUCUAUUCUUAUAUUUCACUCUCUGCAUGACUUAUAAUUGUCCAAAUGAAAGGAGGGAUUUGUUCUGUGCCUAUGAAAUUCCUAUAUUCAGAUGUGCAUAGAACUUUCAGUAAUUA
Molecule: messenger RNA, 1225 nt
Organism: Elaeis guineensis (African oil palm)
Lineage: Eukaryota; Viridiplantae; Streptophyta; Magnoliopsida; Arecales; Arecaceae
Product: probable ribose-5-phosphate isomerase 3, chloroplastic
Biological process (GO): pentose-phosphate shunt, non-oxidative branch
Molecular function (GO): ribose-5-phosphate isomerase activity
Source: RefSeq, a predicted model, not a curated record